CAGCACUUGGUCUUCAGUUCCCACUCCGACUUGGGUGCGCACAUGAACAGCUCCGCCUUGCUACGUGCAAAUUCUGGGCCCGUUUCCUCGUCUGUUUCUCAAAUUCGAGUCCGUUUCUUUACUUACUCGAAACUCGUGUAUUCCACGUCUCAUCUCGGAGAACCGCAAAAAUCUAGUUUUGAGAAUUGGAAACGAAUCUCUUUGCGUGGCAUGUCGCGUGUUCAGCAAGAUUUUUUCCGUAUUCGCGAGGCGAGCAAGGUAGAGCCCGAUGUAUUGAAAAGAGAGAAGCAGAAGAAACCGCACGUCGGUGUUGUGGGUGCUGGGGUUUCUGGUCUUCGGGCUGCGGACAUACUCCUCAAGCAUGGUGUCAAAGUAACCAUACUCGAAGGGAGAGAUCGCAUAGGCGGCAGAUUCUACCAGAGUGAUGCAUUGGGGCACCGAGUUGACCUUGGACCAAAUUGGAUCCAUGGCACAGAGAACAACCCAAUACUGGAACUAGCAAAAGAGACGAACACGGCGACGAUGUCUUGGGAUGGCCGUCAAGCGGUUUUUGACCGGCUUGGUAGACUGAUGCCCGAUGACGAAGCUACAGAAUAUACAGAGAUAGUCUGGGAAAUUGUCGAGCAAGCGAUGAAAUAUUCCAACGAAGAAUCGGAAACAAUAUCCCCGGACAUCAGCCUUUACCAUUAUUUUGAGGAGAAAGUUGAGAAGAUGGUGACGUCAAAGACUGGAAGUGAAGAGGAAGUGGCCGAGAAACGACAGAUCAUCUUGCAGAUGGCAGAAAUGUGGGGGGCUUAUGUUGGUAGUCCUAUACGGCAACAGAGCCUUAAAUUCUUUUGGAUGGAGGAUAGUCUCGACGGCGAGAAUCUCUUUGUUGCAGAGACAUACCAUAAAGUGUUAAAGAAGAUAGCAGAGCCGGCAAGUGAGAAUGCGGAGAUCAAGUUUGGACACAAGGUCAAGAAAAUCUCGUCACGCAAAACGCCCGAAGGGAUUAAGAUUACAGUGGAUAUAUGUGAUCAGGACAGCUUGACUUUUGACGAAGUCGUAAUAACAACGCCAUUAGGCUGGCUUAAAGCGAAUACAGAUGCGUUCGAGCCCGAUCUACCCAGUCGAUUACAACAGGCCAUAUCAUCAAUCGGCUACGGACACUUAGACAAGGUCUACAUAACAUUUCCGACAGCCUUCUGGCACGAAACAUCGGAUCACAUCACUACCACCAGCACAAAAACCCCGCCAGCCCAGCUACCAUCCACAACAGCACCUAUAAGUCAGCCCACACCCGCCACCACCACCCUAAAGUUUCCCGGGUUUGCACAUUGGACAAAGCCGACAUACGCAGCGUCAACCAAUCCUUCACUAUGGUCCCAAGAAUCCGUGAAUCUCGCGGCUCUUAAGUCACCUUUCGCCCACCCUACCCUCCUUUUCUACACGUACGGACCGACCUCCAAACAUAUCGCCUCUCUCCUGAAGUCUUCCGCGCCCUCAUCUUCACCGCCGACCGUUUCCUCGGGAGCAGCCACCACAGCCCUCCUCCUGCCGUUCUUCGCGCCCUACUUCUCUCGUCUGCCGAACUAUGAUGCAAAUAACCCUUCCCAUCAGCCGACUAACAUGCUGGCCACUGCUUGGGCAAACGACGAGUUGGCCGGGUACGGUAGUUACUCCAAUUUCCAGGUCGGGCUGGAGAGGGGCGGGGAGGAUAUCGAGGUUAUGCGGAGAGGGGUGCCUGAGCGUGGUAUCUGGAUUUCAGGAGAGCAUACUGCUCCCUGGGCUGCGCUGGGAACUGUGAAUGGGGCGUAUAUUUCGGGAGAAGAGGUUGGGUGGAGAAUUGUUAGGGCGUACGGGUUGGGUGGCGGAGAAUAG
Molecule: messenger RNA, 1860 nt
Organism: Periconia digitata
Lineage: Eukaryota; Fungi; Ascomycota; Dothideomycetes; Pleosporales; Periconiaceae
Source: the annotation of a GenBank genome assembly